AUGUCCAAAGCUCAACAAUGCCUCCGUGUCAAACUUAACACGAGAGUGCCGGCGGCCGCUGAUGGGGCUGGAAAGACUCCUCAGGUGCCACCGCCAUGUUCGUCAGCAUCGGCGCCGCCGCCGACCUCAACCCAGUGCAGCCCUUCGCAUCCGCAGUACUUUCGGGUCAUUGGCCGGGGUACGUGCGGCACUGUCUACGAGCACGCCGGCCUCCCGACCGAGGUCGCCAUCAAGGUGGGCUCGGACCGCGCCGCCAUCAAGCGCGAUUUUAACCACGCUCUCCGAGCCUAUAAUGCGUCCCGGGCGCCGCGGUCGCCCGUAUCUCUCUUCACGGGCCCCCUCCCCGACGAUGAGGCCGCGACCUUGGACAUUCCCCGGCCCCUGGUGCCCCGGCCGCGCAAGAUGCUCGAUGACCACGACCUAGGCCGACUGGGCCGCAGAGGCCUCCGUCUCGAGGCUGUCGAUGAUGAGCUCUCUGACGGUGGGCCCGAGGACUUUACCGGCGCCGAGAUCCCCUCUGCGUGGGAGGUGGAACGUAUCGGACCUAUUGCGGCCACGGUGCGCGAUGCCCUCGUGGACUUGUACGUCCAGCCGGCGCUGCGUGAGACUUUGCGUGCCAAUGACGAAAGUCGUGACUGUCUGGUGCGCGUCUACCUCGGCGCCCAAGCGCCUUCUUCGUCACGGCAGCGGCAACGGAGGCAAUGGCAUCUAGACAGUGGUCUAAGGAACGCACCGCUGUACCUUGACCAGAUGGACGAGGCUCGACUGGACCCGUGCAUGCUGGCCGAGGAAGUAGGCGUCGGUAUAGCGACGUGCCAGUGGGCGGCCUGUCUGGACGGCAUGGACGUCGAGUUCGUGCUGGGCGGGCCCCGGCUCCCACGAUACCGAGACCGGGCCGAGUGCGCCGCCAUGCCGGAGCAGCCCGAGGCGCGCAUGUGGAUGCUCGACUACGACAAGACGACGCUGUUGCCGUUUGUGGCGCGCGGCAGUCAGUGCCCCAGCGCCGAAGAGCUGGUGGAGCGCUUCGCCGUCUCCAUGCACGGCAACGACCCCUAUUUUCCCCGGCCGAGCCUCGAUCGGGCGCUCUGGGAUCGGUUCGUCGAGGUUUAUGUCCUGACGGCCCGCUCCAUUCUGAGAAAUACCAAGAUGCCGGCCUCGCGACUGGAAUUCCUCCUGGAUCUGCCUCGGGAGGUGAUGGCCAGGCUGGCAGAGCUAUAUGAAGAAGAGGAGCAGUGGCAGAGAGACGCGGACGAUUUGGUGGGCUUUGAGGAUGGCCGUGACGAUUUAGGUGAAGGAUGGGGCAGCGAAGACGUGUCUUCUAUCAGCGGAGAGGACGAAGAAGAAUGCCCUAGUGAAAGAGAAGUAAAACAAAAGUCGCGGAAUGGUUUUUGA
Molecule: messenger RNA, 1392 nt
Organism: Pestalotiopsis fici W106-1
Lineage: Eukaryota; Fungi; Ascomycota; Sordariomycetes; Amphisphaeriales; Sporocadaceae
Exons: 1
Coding region: 1-1392 (463 amino acids)
Source: RefSeq, a predicted model, not a curated record